Messenger RNA from Necator americanus (New World hookworm), 660 nucleotides. RefSeq lists its product as uncharacterized. The coding region runs from base 1 to 660 and encodes 219 amino acids. The transcript is spliced from 8 exons. The record is from RefSeq and is a predicted model, not a curated record. Lineage: Eukaryota; Metazoa; Nematoda; Chromadorea; Rhabditida; Ancylostomatidae. Gene Ontology annotation, biological process: mitochondrial electron transport, cytochrome c to oxygen.
AUGUUGUCACGAAAUCUGAUGCUGCCACGUUUGGCUGUACGUUCAUUGAGAACGUCAGCACCGGCUUCAAGCGGUCAUCAUAUUGAACAUUGGUGGGGUCCUGAAAAAGCGGCCGGUCGUGAACUUGUUGGAUUCGGUGUCAACGGUGAUAAUAACUAUUCUGAUCGCUUGGACUAUUGGUAUCCUGCAAUCAGAUUCCGUAAAGAAGAUGAUGUUAUUGCACCAAUCAGAAAGAAGGAGCUUGGGGAUUGGAAAAACUUAUCAAUUGAUGAGAAGAAGUUGUUGUAUCGCUACAGUUUCAAACAGACUCUCGCCGAGUUCGAAGCUCCUAGCGGUUACUGGAAGAUAAUUGUGUCUGCUGUGCUAUCCGUCAUAUCUCUUGCAACAUUCUACAGCGUGUUCCUGAAUGUUUAUGUCUUCCCUCCGAUCCCGCCAACCUUCCAGGACGAGUACAAGGAGGCGCAAGUUCAACGUGCGCUCGUUUUGGAGAAGGGCAACUUCUUGGUUAGAGCUAGCUUCAUCGCGAUUCAUUCUCUCUCUGCGGUCGGAUCAGUACCUACUCUUUCAUUGUUUAGUUGUAGAUGGAUUAUUUGUUUUAUUUGCUCUGGUCUGACUUCUGGAGAGAAGCACGCGGAUAAACGGUUAUUUCUGUUUGUUUGA